Triplophysa rosa is the source of this 1027-nucleotide messenger RNA. RefSeq names its product nucleoredoxin like 1 (gene nxnl1). Gene Ontology annotation, biological process: photoreceptor cell maintenance. The transcript has 5 exons. Gene Ontology annotation, cellular component: mitochondrion. The coding region runs from base 1 to 771 and encodes 256 amino acids. The record is from RefSeq and is a predicted model, not a curated record. Lineage: Eukaryota; Metazoa; Chordata; Actinopteri; Cypriniformes; Nemacheilidae.
AUGACUCUAAAGAUUAGGUGGUCUGCUCGGCAAGACACGCAAGAAACAGAAUCAGAUGAGAGUGAAAUUGUUGAAACACACGAAGAGUCUGGAGGUGUAAAUGAAUGUAGAUUGUCGGUUGUUGUCAAGGUGGAUCUGUUCUUGGGGAAAGUUCUGGUGAAAAACAACAGAGAUAGAGAUGAGCUGGACACCGAGCGUGAGGUCAUCCUGCGGCUCCAGAAUCGCAUCCUCGUGCUGUUUUUCGCCUCCGGAGCAUGCGAGAGGUGUCAGGACUUCGCUCCGACGCUCAAAGACUUCUUCAAGAAACUGACGGAUGAGUUUUACGUGGAGCGCUCGGCUCAGCUGGUUCUUCUGUACGUCUCUCUGGACUCGUCCGAGGAGCAGCAGGAGAAGUUCCUGAAGGAGCUGCCCAAACGCUGCCUGUUCCUGCCGUUUGAAGAUCCCUACAGACAGGAGCUGGCGGUGAUGUUCGAAGUGAAAGACGUGCCCAGCGUGGUGGUGCUGCGUCCCGACUGCUCCAUCCUCUCUCCCAACGCCGUGGCAGAAAUCUGCUCCCUGGGUCCCGACUGCUUCCACAACUGGCAGGAAGGGGCGGAGCUAAUUGACAGUAACUUCAUGAUGAACGAGGAGUUUGACGAGGGCAAAAUGCGCAGCGUGACCGACCCCUUCAGACGAAUCAAAUACAAGGUGGAAGGCAAGAAGAAAAAGAAGAAAGGGAAGAUUGCAGAAGAAGAAGAAGAGGAUGAUGGAGGAGGGGGAGCGUGGGGCUGAUGUGUUAGAACUGAUCUGGAUCAGCUGAUCCGCCUCAUUCUGAUUGGCUCUCAUAACAUUUGGGAUGUGGACAGUAAUAAAGAAUCUUGAAAAGCAGCUGCUUGAUCUGUACAUAUAGAUCUCCAUACUUCUACCUAAAUAAUUUUUAUAUAAGGUGUAAAUCUAGAAUUAUAUUACUAUGAAAAUCCUUCUAGACUAGUGUGUAAGAGUAUAUCUUUUUUUUAAAUAAUAAAAGCGCAUUCUCAUGUUAAAUUAU